Molecule: messenger RNA, 807 nt
Organism: Musa acuminata AAA Group (dessert banana)
Lineage: Eukaryota; Viridiplantae; Streptophyta; Magnoliopsida; Zingiberales; Musaceae
Product: copper transporter 6-like
Exons: 1
Coding region: 107-703 (198 amino acids)
Biological process (GO): copper ion transmembrane transport
Cellular component (GO): plasma membrane
Molecular function (GO): copper ion transmembrane transporter activity
Source: RefSeq, a predicted model, not a curated record
UGGUUCGAGUAAACGACAAGGUUGUGGGUAAGCAGUAGAGACACCGUCUUUGGCCAUUUCAGGUGACAGCCGUCAUCGAUGCUUGCCGCUCGAUGGCAUCAAGGACAUGUUUUUAGCCUCAUCCGGAGGCGCAUCGGCUCCUCCUCCUUCGGCGGCAUCACCAACCCCCAAAUUUCCACCUCAAAAGCCGUCUCCCAUCGCCCAUACACCCUACUUUGUUGUGAUUGGUUCCCAAGGACGAGGAAUGGAAAUGGGAGCAGGCGACGGGGUUGCUGACGGGGGGAUGAGCGGCAUGACGCCCCCUCCCGGUGGCAUGCCCACCUCGUGCAUGGGCAUGAUGCACAUGACCUUCUUCUGGAGCACCCGCGCGCAGAUCCUCUUCUCCUGCUGGCCCGGUGACCGAGGCGCCGGCGCGUACGUCCUCGCCCUCUUCCUCGUCGCCGCCGCCUCCGCCCUCGUCGACUGCCUCUCCGCGGCCCUCCACCGCCUCUCGCGGGGGGACCGCGUCUCGCUCGCCCUCCUCCGCACCGUGCUUCACGCCGCCCGGAUGGGCCUCGCCUACCUGGUCAUGCUCGCCGUCAUGUCCUUCAACGUCGGCGUGCUCAUCGCCGCCAUCGUCGGCCACGCUCUAGGGUUCCUCCUCACCGGGAGCGGGCUACUGAAGCGGGCGGGGCCCAGUAGUAACGGGCUUAUGAUGAAAUAGGAUGAAUUUAAUGUGUCUUCAAGUCCGUCCAUUAUUUACGAAGAUGCUUGUGUUAGCCACUUGGCUUGUAUUUGUACCAAUCAAUGUAUGCUUGUUUUAGACUC